Messenger RNA from Corythoichthys intestinalis (scribbled pipefish), 5210 nucleotides. It is a transcript of the gene lpar6a, whose product is annotated as lysophosphatidic acid receptor 6a. The record is from RefSeq and is a predicted model, not a curated record. The coding region runs from base 980 to 2020 and encodes 346 amino acids. The transcript has a single exon. Gene Ontology annotation, cellular component: plasma membrane. Gene Ontology annotation, molecular function: lysophosphatidic acid receptor activity. Gene Ontology annotation, biological process: positive regulation of Rho protein signal transduction; phospholipase C-activating G protein-coupled receptor signaling pathway. NCBI's taxonomy places the organism in Eukaryota, Metazoa, Chordata, Actinopteri, Syngnathiformes, Syngnathidae.
GGAAGCCUCGCUCAGAUUGCUUGCAACAACCAAGUGCAGACCAACCAGCAGACUUUUUCAUGAAGAGUGGUCACGAUCCAUCUGCUUCCCCUCACUCACUUACGGAUAUGCCGGCUUUCCCUUUGUGCGACUUCCCAGCCUAAAGGCACAUGGCAAGGAACCAUCCCCCACACCCCUACGGAUCUUUGCACCAUGAGCUAACUUCUGGACCGGCGGGGACGUUGAGGAUGGGGAUCACCUCGGAGGCAAGUUCCACUUUAAUCUUGACGCAUCAGAGAUGUUCUGGAAAAACAUCAAGUUGGUAACACAGUCUCAGAAGUUGGAAAAUUUGGAAUAUGUCAGGCCUCUACAUUCCACGGUGAGGUCCACAAUAGUGUUUGAUAUUCAGUUCUUCCUAGAAGGUCACAGUUUAAGGAUUUUGCUAAUUGCUCUUUGACAAAACCAGGCUUAGAUGUGAUGUUUUCUAGAUUAUUUUUGGUUAAAGGUCACCAUCCUUUCACGCUACAUGGUGAUACAUGGGAAUUUAGGACCAGAGCUGCUUCUUCACUUUGCAUUUGCACUAAAUUGACGUCGAGGAGACUUAACUCUGAAGCAAUUUUUGGAAUAAGAUACGACCUGGACAGUUUUGAGUUCUUCUCAGAGGGAUCUUGGUAUUACGUUGCUAUUGGGAAACCUCUAAACGUGCAGCGCCGGAUGUCUUCGGACGCAUUCAGAAAUGUAUUGGUACGGAAAUCCAUGCCAGAUCUGGAAUAAAAAAGGACUAAGAAAGUUGCUUUUGGAGAACUGAAUCAAUCCGGGACUCGAUGACAGCAAAUUUGGCAGCUUUUUCACAGGAAAUCCUUCGCGCCUCGUAAAAGACUUCAGCGCCGGUUUGGGGAACAAAAGACAGAAGCUGCUAAAUUUGGCGCUGUUCUUAAGAGACGCCCGACCGCGUCUUAAUUCAAAGACUUUUCGGCCGGCGGGUUCUUCCAGACCGGCGAUGUGGAACGCGUCCAACAGUUCGGCGGGCAACUGGAGCUGCGGCAAGAACGACGGCUUCAAGUACCCGUUGUACAGCACGGUCUUCAGCGUGGUCUUCGUAGUGGGGCUGAUCACCAACGCGGUGGCCAUCUACAUCUUCGCCUGCUCGCUCAAGCUGCGCAACGAGACCACCACGUACAUGAUGAACUUGGCGGCCUCCGACCUACUCUUCGUCUUCACGCUGCCGCUGCGCGUCUUCUACUUCAUCAACGGCAGCUGGCCCUUCGGCAGCGUGCUGUGCAAGGUGUCGGUGUCGCUUUUCUACACCAACAUGUACGGCAGCAUCCUCUUCCUGACCUGCAUCAGCGUGGACCGCUUCCUGGCCAUCGUGCACCCCUUGCGCUCGCGGACGCUACGUACCCAGCGCAACGCUAAGCUACUGUGCGCGGGCGUCUGGGCGCUGGUGCUGUCGGUCAGCCUGCCGACGGGGUUCCUGUUGGACACCACCUCGCGGCAGCGCGCCAACGCCACCUUCUGCUUCGAGAACUUCUCCUCCAGCCAGUGGAAGUCACACCUGUCCAAGGUGGUCAUCUUCAUGGAGACGGUGGGUUUCGUCAUCCCGCUCCUGCUCAACGUGGGCUGCUCCGUCAGGGUGCUUCAGACUCUGCGGCGCCCCUACAAGGUCAGUCGAGGCGGCGAGUUGAACAAGACCAAAAUCCUGCGAAUGAUCGCCGUGCACCUCGGAACCUUCUGCUUCUGCUUCGUGCCCUACAACGUCAACCUGGUCUUUUACUCGCUGGUGCGCACCAAGGCGCUAAGGGGCUGCCUGGCCGAGUCGGUGGUGCGCGCCAUCUACCCCGUGGCGCUGUGCGUCGCCGUCUGCAACUGCUGCUUGGACCCCAUCGUCUACUACUUCACCUCCGAGACCAUCCAGAACUCCAUCAAGAGGAAGUCGCUGUCCAAGUUCUCCGAAGCGCUCCGUUCGGAAUCGGCUUACGAACUGCAAUGCGGACUGAAGAACCUGAAAGCUCCGAUGCUACAGGAGGAGUCAUCGGUGUGACGUUUUUUUGAGGACUAUACAGCAAGGGCGUAGGUUUGGUCUCAACAUUGGUAGGGACGCUAUUACAGCAUAACCUGCAUUUACACUUUUUGCUGGGGACGGGACAUUAAUAAGACCAAACAGAUUGGAUACAUUUCUCAAAAAUAGCUGGUUACGACAGAAAAAUGAAUAAAGUUAAAGUUAUUUUCAUAGGGAGAAAGUCAUUUUUCAAAAUGCUUCCUUCAUUUCAAGAAAAUUUACAGUGGUUGUGUUUUUGUUGGUUUUUUUGGCGGGGGGGGGGGGUUAAAAAUGUGCAUAGGCUGCAAAUAUACUUUUUUUUUUUUUUUUUAAUGUAGAAAAUAAAUACAUUUUAAUUCAUGAAUAAAUGCACAAAAUGCACAGUUGAAUUAAAGUUGACAGUAAAAAACAUACAGGAAGACACCUCUAAGCAGCUUUCUACUCGAGUUUCACAAGUUAGCAAGUUCACACAGUUUAAUGUUGUGCACAAAAAUACAGCCUGGGACCGUGUGCUUUGGUCAGAUGAGACCAAGAUUGAGAUCGGGUCUGGCGUGCCACGAAAGAUGUGCAUGAUGAAAAGCACCUCAUACCCACUGUGAAGUAUGGGGGUUGGUCAGUGGUGCUGUGGGGCUGUUUCGCUUCCAAAGGCCCUGGGAACCUUGUUAGGGUGCAUGGCAUCAUGAAUGCUUUGAAAUACCAGGACAUUUGAAAUCAAAAUCUGUUGCCCGAAAGCUGAAGAUGUGUCGUCAAUGGGUCUUUCAGCAAGACAAUGACCCUAAACAUAUGGCCAAAUCUACACAAAAAUGGUUCACCAGACACAAAAUCAAGCUCCUCCCAUGGCCAUCUCAGUCCCCAGACCUUGUUUUGUUGGCAAAAGGGGGUUGUACAAAAUAUUAACACCAGCGGUGCUAAUAAUUGUGACACACAUUAUUUGAUGUCAAAUAUUUUUUUCUUUAUGUGGGAUUUUUUCCCCACUGAAUGAAUGCACUUGUAUUGAAGGUUGGAUUUUUCUCUUUUUUUCCAUUAAGGUCCCAUAUUAUUUGAAUUAAAAAUAUAUAUAUAUUAGGGCUGUUAAACGAUUAAAAAUUUUAAUCGAGUUAAUUACAGCUUAAAUAUUAAUUAAUCGUAAUUAAUCACAAUUUAUCGCAAUUCAAACCAUCUAUAAAAUAUGCCAUAUUUUUCUGUAAAUGUUGGAAUGGAAAGACACAAGAUGGAUAUAUACAUUCAACAUACGGUACAUAAGUACUGUAUUUGUUUAUUAUAACAAUAAAUCAUCAAGAUGGCAUUACCAUUAUUAACAUUCUGUUAAAGCGAUCCAUGGAUAGAAAGACUUGUAGUUCUUAAAAGAUAAAUGUUAGUACAUGUUAUAGAAAUUUUACAUUAAAACCCCUCUUCAUGUUUUCGUUAUAAUAAAAUUUGUAAAAUUUUCAAUCCAAAAAUAAACUAGUAGCCCGCCAUUGUUGAUGUCAAUAAUUACUUACACAAUACUCAUGGGUGUUGAAGCCUAUAAAAUCAGUCGCACCCAAGCGCCAGCAGAGGGCGGCAAAACUAAAAAAAAAACACAGCAAGUACUCCUUUCCUUUCACUGUGCUGUCAUUUUAAUCUGUUGGAGCGGGGCAUUUAUGCGUUAAUUGCGUCAAAUAUUUUAACAGGAUUAAUUUUAAAAAUUAAUUACCGCUCGUUAACGCGAUAAUUUUGACAGCCCUAAUAUAUAUAAUAGACGCUAAAAAACACAUCUUUUUCAGGGGUGCCAAUAAUUAUGGAGGGCACUGUAACUCUGAUGCAGGUCGGACUUUCAGUUGCAAAAUUAGUGGCAUGUUCCCCACCUCCACAACAUUGACAUAUUUUUACAUUACUUACAGUGGCUGCUGCUGCUGCUGGCCGGGAAAAAAAAACCUUCUAAUAUCUCUCCUCUUCAAAGGGGACGGAGGAGACGGCAUAUUGACAUUAUUUCUGUCGGGAUUGUGUGAAAGUGUGAGUUCUAGUCAUCAGCCAAUCAAACGUGUGUUUGAGGGGGAAAAAAUGGACAGGCACAUUCAGCAAGUGAAAAGGAGUGAAAAUAAGUCUGAACAUAAUAAAAGUAAUACACUUAAUAAUGGUAGCUGAACUCAUUGUAACAUUCAAAUAAGGUCGCUUAAAAGUUGGUGGGGACAAUUUGAGCAUCCUGAAAAGUUGGUAGUGUUAUGUCCCUACCGUCCCUAUGCAAACCUACGCCCUUGCUAUACAGUCACUGUGCAACCCACUGGAAAGGAGUGAAAACACUUGAGGAAGUGCCUGUGCGCGUAUCUGUCGCUAACUUUAGCACACUUAACUCACAGACUGACAUUGACGGCGUUAGAGGUCGAACCAGUUUGAAUUGGGAGGGCUGGCAGUGAGUGAACCAACAUUGAUUCGCGACAACCCUCUCGCUUAAAAUGGAUUGGACGUCUAUUUCUGAGAAACUCGUUGAAAUUCACAGCAGUGAAUGGCACUGAAAGAAUUAAAGUGGAGUGUAAUUGUAAACAACUGCCAAAAUUAUAUUAAAACUUCCUAUCAACACUUUAAAAUCUGUCGUCAUUGUCACCAUGAAUCUGGGGUGUCAACUGUACAGCCCGCGGGUCACAAACAGCCCGCUAGGGGGUUACGGGUUUGUUCUUACAUACUGUAAAUACAGAAUCGCAUGCUUUUAUUUUGACUUGAUGCCAUAAAACCGGAGAUUUGUACACUGGCUCGCUUUUUUUGUCCGCAGUUACAUUCACUUGCACCCAAUCAGGUCAAAAUGGAUUGGACGUCAAAAGCCGUCAAUGGCAGCCAAUUAAUCAACAAAGAAGUGAUCCAAUAAUGCCCCAAAACCAACAGGAAAUGACUUGAAAUCAGCAGUAGGUAAAUUGGAAAUGCCCCAAAACCAACAGGAAGUGGACAAAAUCAACAAGAGGUAACUUGAAAAUGCCCCCAAAUUAACAGGACGUGACCAAUGAACAGGAAGUGGCUUGGAAAUCAACGGCACAUAAUCCAAAAUGUACAAGAAGUGACCCUGAAGUACACUAAGAUUACAAGGAAGGCACAUGAAAUGAACUCUUUGGCUGCCAUUAACAAUGAUAAACCUCAAAUUCACUUAAACUGGGAGUGCUAGCUGUGAGUGCCCUCCAUAAUUAUUGGCACCCCUGGUUAAGAUCUGUUUUUUAGCUUCUAAUAUAUUUUUUUUAAAUUCAAA